This is a messenger RNA of Telopea speciosissima, 1337 nucleotides long. RefSeq lists its product as uncharacterized. The coding region runs from base 449 to 1105 and encodes 218 amino acids. NCBI's taxonomy places the organism in Eukaryota, Viridiplantae, Streptophyta, Magnoliopsida, Proteales, Proteaceae. The record is from RefSeq and is a predicted model, not a curated record. The transcript is spliced from 2 exons.
UUUGCAAAUGCCCUCCAAUUGUUUGAUUGAAUAGCUAAGUAAACCCUAUAAAAAGAUUCUUAGUUCUUAUUACCAUUAAUAAUAGCUUCAUUAACACACUGGAUCAAGUAGUUAAGCUUUGCUGUGAUGACAUGGAGACCACAUGGCAAGUGGUUGGCCCAAUUGGGUUGAUCUUGAUCUCUUUUUUUUCUGAGUUGUGGACAAUAAUUAGUCUAGUGAUUAUAGACUCGUCAAUCUUCUUUUUCAAGUUAUUAGAUUAUUAUUUGCCAGUUGGAAUGACUUAAUUUCUUCAUAACAACCUCCCUCAGUUGCUUCUAUAUAAUUCCAUUGCACGAGGCCUAUGGUCUUCUAUCCUUUAAGUACAAGGGUGAAGACCUCUACCGACCCAGAAGUUGAGGAGCACAUCACAACCUAUUAGAGAAGAACCAGAAGAGAAAGAAAGAGAAAAAUGGCUUGUUGGUCUGCAGAGAAUGCUACUCAAGCUUACAUCAGAACCUUGAAAAUGGGAAACAGAGUCAAGGAACCAGAUGUAGCUGAGUUUGUAUCAGCACUUGCUGCGGGUAACAGUGCACAGCUCAUGGUAGAGGUUUGUGCAGGAACUGCAGGCACAACCACAUUGGCUCUUGUUGCAGCAGCACAUCAGACCGGUGGUCGCGUUGUGUGUAUCCUUCGUGGGCUAGAUGAGCUUCAUGCAUCUGAAGAUGCUCUAGGUUCCAAUGCUGAUUAUGUUGAGUUUGUUAUUGGUGAUGCUCGGAGACUUCUAAUGAACUGCUAUAAAGGUGCAGAUUUCACUCUCAUUGAUUGUAACUUGGAAGAUCAUGAAGGUGUAUUUCGAGCAGUGCAAGCAGGAGUGAAGCAUGGAGAAGCUGUUGUGGUGGGCUACAAUGCAUUAGGCAAAGGAUCAUGGUGGCCAAGAAGUGGGUCAAAGACCCAAUUGCUGCCUAUUGGAGGGGGAUUGCUGGUGGCUCGGAUACCUGCAAUGGCCAAGGUUGGAGGCAACAAUGCUGGUGGUGGUGGUGUCAAUGGUGCCAAAAGGAGUCGAUGGGUUGUUAGAGUAGACAAGUGCACAGGUGAAGAGCAUGUUUAUAGGAUCACAUCUCCUUAGAGGAAAGAGGUUGAGGUCUAGUCUAUGUCUUUGCUUCUUCUAUGUGCUCUGUUUCUACUAUUUUGGGGGCUUUGUUGAAACAAGAGUACUAUGUUGAGAAGAGAGUCUAAAUUGUAAAUAGCCAAAGUCAUGUAGUACCCAUCUAAAGCUCUUUAGUUUUUGAGGGCUUAGGAGCUUUGUAUUGUUAUCUGAAUUUUGUUGUGAAUUAUAAGGAAAAAACUUGGAGUCACUU